This is a messenger RNA of Aspergillus thermomutatus, 1272 nucleotides long. RefSeq lists its product as uncharacterized. The record is from RefSeq and is a predicted model, not a curated record. The coding region runs from base 1 to 1272 and encodes 423 amino acids. The transcript is spliced from 2 exons. Lineage: Eukaryota; Fungi; Ascomycota; Eurotiomycetes; Eurotiales; Aspergillaceae.
AUGAAGAGAUAUGUAAUUAAUACUACUGCCCUCCUCCACAGCUGGACCUAUGAUCGUGACUGGGAUCCUUCAACCGUGCUUGCACCAGUGACCAGAGCGCUUUCAUCCCUUUCUUCACUUCAAACUCUGAUCCUAUCUAUCAAGGGCCAACCUCACCGCGUGGCACAUCAGCCAUUGCCAGCCCUCCACAGCUUCAAGAAUCUGCACCGAUUCGCUGUGGCCUGCUGUGAUGAUCUACCCCGACUAUACUGCGAGCGGGAGAUCACACCGGUGAUCGAGGCAUCGCCAGCACUGACCGAAUUCUCCGUACAGAACUUGCGUGCCCCAACUUUCAACCGGAUUGUGAGGGAGUGUGUCUCCUUACAGCGUUUCUUCAACACAGCCAAGCCUGGCCUGCAGACACUAGAGUUAGAGCUUGUCCCUCUUCCUAGCCCUGGACUAAGAGACACCCUGCCCUCUACGCUGCGGCAGCUGAGCGUCUCAACCCCUCCAGGCUCCCGUGGCGUGGAUUUCGACUGGAAAGCACUAUGGUCUAGCCUGCGGGAAACCCGCACGGAGCUAUCCGCGCUCAGAGUGUCUGGUUCGGAACGAGCAAUGGACGACAUGUUCCAGUACCUGCUCACCUACACCGGACUGCAUAAGCUGGAAAUCAUCGGCCUGCAGAUGGACCAGCAACAGGAGGAAGACGAACUGGAGGAAACGUUUUGGGGGAAAAUUGUCCCCCACGUCCGGGGUACCCUCGCCACCCUGGCUUUUACGUCGAUCUACGAGGGUAAUUGGUGCUAUGGGCCCUCUGCUGCCGCUGCAUUAUCGCAGUGCGCGUCUAUUAAAGACUUGACUGUCUCAGUAAGCAUGGUCAGUACGUCCUGGGCAGAUGCAUUACUCUCCCAGGCUCGCAACGACAGGAGAGUCGAGUUUUCUCGCCUCGCCGAGCCCUGUGGCUCACCCGUGAACUGUGGAGCUCUUGUGCUCUGCAGCUUGGAAAUACCUCUUGAAAAACUGGUGCUGAAACCGACACGGGUGGCCGCCGCUCGUGCCGCUGAUAUCCACCACCUGAACAGCCGCACUCGGCCAAAGGAUAGUCCUCAUCUGCGCCGUGCACUGCAACAGCGGCAGCAGACGGUAAACGGCAUUGAAGACGUGUUGCUCGGAAUGCGGGCCCCGACAGAGUGUGCAAUGAACUGGCCGUUGACCGUGGUGGUGCACUCGUUACCUCGGCUUUGUCGCCGUCAGGAUGCGAAUCGCGUUGUGUAUUACGAACGGGGGGAGUGA